Molecule: messenger RNA, 231 nt
Organism: Ilex paraguariensis (yerba mate)
Lineage: Eukaryota; Viridiplantae; Streptophyta; Magnoliopsida; Aquifoliales; Aquifoliaceae
Source: the annotation of a GenBank genome assembly
AUGAAAGGUCAUAACAACUAUCUCCAUCAACAACAAAUGAUUCAGUUUCAUAUGGGUCUUCAUGAGACUUAUGCUUCACUUCGUAUUCAAAUACUUUUAAUGGAUUCCCUUCCACCAAUUAGCAAGGCAAACGUUCUUGUCUUACAAGAUGAAACUCAACGUGAUCAAAUUGCAAUGGUCAUUCCUUCUAAUGAUAGCAGUGCUUUUGCUGCUCGUAUCUCUGCUACUUCU